AUGGAUUUCAUCAAGACCAGUUCCCUGCGUGCUCUGAUUGAGUUAACUUUCCAACGCAACUGGAACGGCCUAAUUUGGAUGAGUAGAAAAGGAGUUAUAACCAAAAGAGUGAAGACUGUCCAGACGGCUCUAUCGAGAAAGCAGCGCCCAACCGCGCAGUCCGGCUGGCCGAGAAACUAUUGUUUCGCGCUCGGCCAAAUCAUAUCCGUCCGUCUGAAGUCUCGGCCAAAGUUCGAAGACCGGCCGAUCACAAUCACGACCCGGGAAUAUUGCCCGCGGUCGGCCAAGCCACCAUCACGUCACGCACGCGCACGACCAUGCCGCGCGAGCCGGGGAACAAGGCCUCGCGGCCGCGCAACCCAUUCGCGUACCACGGCCGAUGCAUCCGUCCGAGCCGGGAAGACGUCCCACGUCCGGCCGAGAAACCUUCGGCCAAAUCUCAAUCCGCCCGACCACGCCGGCCGACCGUGCAAUCAUCCGGCCACGACCGUUCCGACUCGGCCCAAGAUCCACCUGACCGGCCGAUGA
Microthlaspi erraticum is the source of this 528-nucleotide messenger RNA. Lineage: Eukaryota; Viridiplantae; Streptophyta; Magnoliopsida; Brassicales; Brassicaceae. The record is from the annotation of a GenBank genome assembly.